Messenger RNA from Penicillium canariense, 528 nucleotides. RefSeq lists its product as uncharacterized. The transcript is spliced from 4 exons. Bases 1 to 528 code for a protein of 175 amino acids. NCBI's taxonomy places the organism in Eukaryota, Fungi, Ascomycota, Eurotiomycetes, Eurotiales, Aspergillaceae. The record is from RefSeq and is a predicted model, not a curated record.
AUGAAGUUCUCCGAGAUUUUAGCUCUCUCCAUUGCCCUCGCUACCACUGCGAACGCCAGCCCGAUCAAGCGUACUGAAGAGGUUCAGAUCACUUUCAUCGGCGUGGCCGAUGCUCAAUUUGCUCAGAGCUUCCCCACCGACGGUUCUGAUGUCUCCAUUACGAACCCACUGAGCAUCUCGCAUAUCGCAUCCAGCACCAACGGCAUUGAUUGCACCUUCCACGGUAUUGACAACAGUGUGACCACCGUCAAUGGCGCUGAGAGUGUCGACACUCAGCCCCGUGGAAAUACUGUCUCGGUCACCUUUAUCGGGGCCGCCGAUGCCAAGUUUGAGCAGGUAUUGCCCACUGACGGCUCUGCUGUGCAAAUUACGAACCCCCUGAGUAUCUCUCACAUUGAGAUCGAUGCUGCGGGUGUUUCCUGCACCUUCAGAGGUAUUGACCACAGUGUCACCUCUGUCACUGGACCGGCGACGGUCGAUGUCGGCCCUCCUCAGACCCAGAUCGAGGGCACAUGCCGGGCUGUCUAA